Messenger RNA from Lecanosticta acicola, 1791 nucleotides. The record is from the annotation of a GenBank genome assembly. NCBI's taxonomy places the organism in Eukaryota, Fungi, Ascomycota, Dothideomycetes, Mycosphaerellales, Mycosphaerellaceae.
AUGGCACCCUCUCAUAACCCUUCGCACAGGCCCAGAAAGAAGCGGAAGGCAGACUUGAUCUCAUCUAGCAGCUCCAAUGGAACUCUGGUACUCGAUGGAUCCAAACGCGAGAAGCCAGCUUUCCCCCUGGUAGCCUUCUUCUGGCCAGUCAAGGGGACCAAUUCUCAGUGGAUUACCCUGCCGGUGAUACUCAUGGUCGUUGGGCUUUUCAGGUGGUGUACAGCAAUAUGGCCAUACUCGGGAUUCAAGAAGCCUCCCAUGCACGGCGACUUCGAAGCCCAGCGACAUUGGAUGGAGCUCACGAUUCAUCUUCCUGUCACUCACUGGUACUUUCAUAAUCUGCAAUGGUGGGGACUGGAUUAUCCGCCCUUGACAGCCUAUCAUUCGUGGAUACUGGGAACAUUUGGAUCAAUUAUCAAUCCAAAGUGGUUUGCGCUCUAUCUUUCUCAGGGCCUGGACGACGCGGUUCUGAAGGUCUUCAUGCGCGCUACCGUCUAUGUGUCGGAGCACCUGGUUUAUGUUCCUGCUGUCAUCAUCUGUGUCCGACACUUAGCAAGACAUCACAACAUCAAUUCAUGGGAGGCUGCGAUCGCACUUACUGCCAUCUUGAUGCAACCUGCGACAAUACUCAUUGAUCAUGGCCACUUCCAGUACAACACUGUCAUGUUGGGACUUGUCGUUGCAACGAUCUCAAGCAUGCUGGCUGGAAGAGCACUCUGGAGCUGUUUCUUCUUCGUUGGCGCAUUAGGAUUCAAACAGAUGGCACUUUUCUACGCUCCAGCGGUCGCUGCCUUCCUUGCUGGAUCCUGCCUGUUCCCUCGCAUCAACGUCGUCAGGUUCCUUGGCAUUGCGAUUACUACUGCUGGCUCUUUCGCCUUGCUCUUUCUUCCACUGCUGCUCGGAACCUUUUACGAUACAUAUCGAAAGGUACCAUUGCCUUCUGAUAUCACCUUACCGCCACUGCUGUCUGCGAUCCCAUAUCCUGUCUCGGAGAAAGCCUGGUACUACCCAUACCUGGUACAGUUGACACAAUCUGUACAUCGUAUCUUCCCAUUCGCACGAGGCUUGUUCGAAGACAAGGUUGCCAAUGUGUGGUGCGCCAUCCACGCAAGCGGUCUCCACAAACUGCAUCAAUAUGAUAAAGCUCUAAUGAGUCGCGCUUCUUUGGGACUAACCUUGCUGUCCAUUCUACCGCCUUGUCUGAUCAUCUUCUUCAAGCCGAAGCGAGAGCUGGUGCCAUUGGCUUUUGCCACGACCGCCUGGGGCUUCUUUUUGUGCUCAUAUCAAGUCCACGAAAAGAACGUGUUACUUCCUCUGCUGCCGAUGACCCUGUUGCUUGCUACAGAGGGCGGUAUGAAGCCGGCGGUCCGCGCUUGGGUCGGCUAUGCUAAUCUGCUCGCGAACUGGACUCUCUUCCCAUUACUACACAAGGACGAACUACGAAUCCCAUAUCUGGUGUUGACUUCGCUCUGGGCGUAUCUGAUAGGUAUGCCGCCUUUCGGCAUCAAAGCAUAUACCACACCUGCUGCGGAAGGGGGCGUGACUAUAUUGACCACUCUCAUCCACCUCGGCACAGUUGCCGCGGCUCUUGUCUGGCAUGGUCUCGAGCUUUUCGUUCUUCCACCGACGAACAAGCCUGAUCUAUGGGUGGUUGUGAAUGUAUGUCUAGGCGCCGCAGGCUUCGGCCUGUGCUACCUCUGGUGCCUCUGGAAUCUGGCGCUCGAGAGUGGUGUUCUGGGCGUACUCGGCGUUCGCAAGAAGUCGGUAGCGCAGGAGAAGAAGACCCAGUGA